Molecule: messenger RNA, 2069 nt
Organism: Suillus fuscotomentosus
Lineage: Eukaryota; Fungi; Basidiomycota; Agaricomycetes; Boletales; Suillaceae
Exons: 2
Coding region: 50-1963 (637 amino acids)
Source: RefSeq, a predicted model, not a curated record
CUUCACUACAGUCCUAACUUCCCUACUCUUCUUGUCACUCAGACUUCCAAUGGGUGAACGACAACAUAUAUUCGUCAUCGCUCGCGUCCGUACGGCGGGCUCAGGAUCUACCAAGUACCGCUGUGUGGCAGCAUGUCACGUCAUGCAAUGUCAAGGGGCAAUAGCGCUGUGCUGUCUUCUUCGCUUUCUUGCCACGAUGAAACAUGGGAGUAAUAAGGAAGUAAUAGAGUCAGAAACAAGCGCUCUGCAUGACAAGUACUGCAGCCACGAGGAUCUACCGGCUAUAUGUUGCCCGUUCAUUACUUUCCUCAUGGCUAUGUGCUGGAGCACAAAGUUUAUCGUCCCUGGCAACCCAAAUGUUGGGUAUGGCCAAUAUUCUCCCCUCGAUGAGAUUAUCGGAAACGAUAGUGCAGACAAUCCACAAGACAUUACUGUGAUUGACCUCACCUCGGUGAGGUCGCCGACGUAUUGCUUCGUUCACGUUACAAGGACGGCAAGCAAUGAUGAGGACGAAGCUAUCCAAUCUCCACGUAUGCCGCUCUCUGCGCGCCAAUAUCUGCAUGCGUAUACGGACGGUAAUUUACACGACAAUGGCCAUGUCACAAAACUUGACAGCGUGAAGCUCAUAAGCCUGGACACUCUGAUAUCAGUUUGGCCAAAGGAAUACAAGAGGACUAAAAUUCCCCAAGAUUGUGCUUCUUCGGGAUCUAAGGCCUUUGACUUCACGAUCAGCGAGCAAGUCAGAAAGCUUGUCGGGAUGCCUCUGUUACAAUCAGUCGCACCGGAACUAAUGACGAAAUCGAAUGCGCAAAUUCCAACCAUAACCAUUACACAGGACACCCAUGACACGUAUGACAUCGAACAGAUGUAUGAACUCUGGCAGGCUGGGAAAACGUUUCAAGUUUAUGGCGCCCUGCAUGAAUUAUUGCCGUUUCCUCACAACGGAAUGCCAUUAUUGCACAGUGUUGUCGUGAAGAAGUUGAGCGACAACAACGGCGUGCUGUCACUUGCGGAGAUAGCCGUACGAGACGAUCAGGUUGAAGAAAUAUUGAACAUACAUGGGAACAAAAUGAGAAUACUAGAUCUCUCCCAUAAUUCCUACCUCACGGCGCAGAUCGUCCCAAGGAUCUUGCAGCUUGCUCCACACCUGAACAAAUUAAUAGCUCUAGGUUGCCCCUUGAUAGAAAAUGACGACGUUUAUAAGCUCCUGGGAUACAACGGGCAUCUUUUUCGCUCACUCGAUACCUUAUUACAUCCCUCUCUUUUGCAGCCUCUGGCCCUCACUUGUGAAAACGCGCCCUACCCCAUUGCCUUCUCCUACAUACAAGCCUCAGGCACGCAUAGCCAUCCGGUUGCGUGCACACUGCCAUUGUUCCAGUCAUCUGACAUCAUCCACGCUAUCCUCGAUCUCGUAGCAUUGUUCCAGCCAACUGUCAUCACCCACGCUAUCUCAGAUGUGGCAUCUGGCCCCAAAGAUUUCCCAUGGCAACUUGAUCCCCUGGAGCACGUAUCCACUGUCACUCCUGCCACUUUGUUUUCUGGGCUCCGCCAAGUACAUAGCGAGAAUAGAGAGGUCGCGUGUAUUCCGCAGUAUUCACUGCGAGGUCUCCAAGGAGAAGGCUGGGUGUUUGCGUUGCAUACGCCACCGAGAGACAGCUCUGGGAAUGAAAGAGAUCGAUGUUAUACGUAUGCAUUUGUACGUUUCAAACCUCCCAAGCAAGUCGGAAAAGGAGAGAUGACUGGUCCUGAUCUCAACGUCAACGUAGAAGAUGCUGAGAUCCAUACAUUUCGGUCAUGGCUCGACCAGCUUGAACUAGAGGAUAGACCUGCUGCACCUGUUGAGUUGGUCCAAGAACUUGACCACCGUCUUUUGGACCUUCAGCUGGACGUCGAUUACGGAUUGAAACCAAUGCUGGAAGAUGAUCUUCUUGCUUUUGUGGAGAGCAUACGGAGAUCGCAAUGAAGUGCAGGAUAGCUGCGCGACCACAGCCACCUUAAUUAGCUAUCGUUUAACUAUAGUGCUUCGAAGUUAGUUUUAAUGAUGUUGUCAAAUGGUUAUUAGCAUGCGU